Columba livia (rock pigeon) is the source of this 1233-nucleotide messenger RNA. RefSeq lists its product as uncharacterized. NCBI's taxonomy places the organism in Eukaryota, Metazoa, Chordata, Aves, Columbiformes, Columbidae. The transcript is spliced from 6 exons. Bases 1 to 1233 code for a protein of 410 amino acids. Gene Ontology annotation, cellular component: cytoplasm. The record is from RefSeq and is a predicted model, not a curated record.
AUGGCGGAGAGACCCCCCAGCCGCCCCAGGGUGGCUUGGCAGGAGGAGGUUGGGGCUCCCCAGGAGCUCAGAUCUCCACUGGACCCCAAGCACGUGGAUGUGGUCCAGCCACUGCAGAUCGAUGCCGAUUCGUUACCCGUGAAUGGAUUUCUAAGGGGAUACAUGGACUCCAUUGUGUCCUUUCUCGGCAGCCCAGAAAAGGAGGAGAGCCACAAGAUCGGGUUUCUCAUGGACAUCCGUGACCUGUGCGACACCAGCAGGCGCCAGCGCUCCCCAAUGGGCCUAGAUGUCUUCUGCCAGAGAUACGAGCUGGCGGAGAAUAUCGAGGUGAGGGGAUACCCAGCAGCGCUGGGGAAGGGGUCGAGGACUCCGGCACCGGCACCCUGUGAGGACAGCGCUGGGCAGGGCCGGGGGCUGGUGGCGCUGGGCUCUGGCAGCUGCAGGUCCCAUCCCGGCUGUGCUCUGCAGGUGCUGCUGGAAGAGGAGCCCAGGGACCAACUGCGCACGGCGCUGCGGCAGAUCGCCAUGCGUGCCAUUGCCGAACUGAGGUACCUGCCCAUCCCUCCUGGGGUCGCCUGCACGAGGCCUCGAGGCGCUGCUCCAGGUACCAGCGUGCGGCUGGCUGCUCUCUCUCUUUGCAGCGCAGUGGAGAGGGUGCUGGAGGGCAAGGAGACAAGGCUGCUCCAAGCCUGCUUCUCCAGUGUCUUCUCGCUUCCACCAGAAGUGGAGGACAUGGACCGUUACCUCUACUUAGAAACCAUGCGGUCCAUGGACAACAUGCUGCAGGCAUUGCUCCUCAACUCUCGUGCCUCCAGAGUCAGCGAGCUGCUGCAGAAUAUCUUCCAGAUGCUCCUGACUCUGAGCAGCUCCGAGAGAGAACAUGUGCGGCAGAGGGCCGUGGGGAGGAUUGAGGGGCUGAGCUUCGUGUUGGCUGAGAAUCCCACACUGGAGGCCUGGUGCCGCUCUAGGACAGACAUACACGGCCCUGUCAGCUAUAGAGACAUCCAGAUCCCAGUGCUGGGACAGCUGCUGGGGCAUCUCCUCCUUUCCCAACAUUCCUGGGAAGAGGCAAGAACUCUGGCUCGAGAUGCAGUGCAGCACCUCGCUGUCUUCCUGGCUGGACAAAACAGUAAGAGAAGUUGUUUUGGGCUCAAUCCCUCUACACACAGACAUCUCCUGAUGGGUCUGCUUCUGUUCCUCACCUCCUUUGUCCUUCCCAGCUGCUUCCCGUAG